UUGUUCGUUUUUGUCAAUCUCCGAUCAUCCAAAAUCUAUCCCACAAAUUUGUGGACUAGUAGUAGUAGCUUGGUGUUUAGUAACCAACUUUUUUAUGAGUCUCAUCCUUCAAAUUUGAUCAUAUCUUGAAAUUUAAGAAAACAUAUAUUUAUCAUAUCUUUUUUCUUUUACGAAAACCCCAAUGAAAAUUAAGAAAAGCGUAUUAGAGAUAUACACAAACCGCACGUCAGGGUCAGGCGAGUAAUAUCCACACGCUCGUUAUUAUAUAUAUAUAAGUCCCCGCGGAAAUCGUUGAAUAUAUUUUGCCAAGGCUUUGUGUGCGACCUAGUCUUCUUCUUGGUCGUCGUGCUCUCCUUCUCUCUUUUUCUUCUUCUUCUUCUUGGAGACCUCCUAAGCAUAGAGAAGAAAACUCUCAAUCUUCGGAUCUUUCUUCCGAACGAACGAGAGAGAGAGAACAUGGCGGCUGUCUCACCUUUGGCCAAGUUUAAGUUGGUGUUCUUAGGUGAUCAAUCUGUCGGAAAAACCAGCAUCAUCACUCGUUUCAUGUAUGACAAGUUCGACACUAUUUACCAGCCUACCAUUGGGAUCGAUUUCCUUUCGAAAACAAUGUACCUCGAAGAUCGAACAGUUCGUUUGCAGCUUUGGGAUACAGCUGGACAAGAAAGAUUCAGGAGUCUUAUCCCAAGUUACAUCAGAGAUUCUUCUGUUGCCAUUGUUGUAUAUGAUGUUGCCAAUAGGCAAACGUUUCUGAAUACCUCGAAAUGGAUAGAGGAUGUACACAGAGAAAGAGGUCAAGGCGAUGUUAUUAUUGUUCUUGUUGGAAACAAAACUGAUCUUGUUGAUAAAAGGCAAGUAUCAAUCAGUGAAGGAGAAGAUAAGGCUAAAGAGUAUGGACUGAUGUUCAUCGAGACCAGCGCAAAAGAAAAUUUCAACAUUAAGGCUUUGUUUCGAAAGAUUGCUGCAGCUUUACCUGGGGUGGACUCAUAUUCAUCGGUAACAAAAUCAGAGGACAUGGUUGACGUGAAUCUAAGGACCACUUCGAAUCCAUCACAAGGUGAGCAAGAAGGAGGAGGAGGCUGUUCUUGUUGAUUCAGCAUCAUACUCUAUUAAAGAAAUUUGUGAAGCAAAAAAAAAAGGGAGCAAGAUAGUUUUGUGAUUUUCAUCUUAUCAGACAUUAACAGACACAGAAUAUAAAAACAUUAAAGAGAAAAAGGAUUAAAUCAAAUGUGAUGAUAGUAUCACGGAAGUAAACCUUCUUCUACAUCAGUGGGAACUAUUUUAUAUAAGUGAAUCUUUGCCUUGUUCUGUAGUUAGACACCCAAUCAAACUUGUAACACAAUACGAAAAGUUUGUGUGCCUUUCAUCUCUUAGACGUUACCAUUAACAUAUUAUUCUUUGAUUAUUUGCAUACAAUUAUCUGUUAA
Messenger RNA from Camelina sativa (false flax), 1424 nucleotides. RefSeq names its product ras-related protein RABH1c. The record is from RefSeq and is a predicted model, not a curated record. Gene Ontology annotation, molecular function: GTP binding; GTPase activity. NCBI's taxonomy places the organism in Eukaryota, Viridiplantae, Streptophyta, Magnoliopsida, Brassicales, Brassicaceae.